AUGGUACAAAAAAAAGAAAUUAAACCAGAACAAAAUAUUUAUUCACCAUAUUAUUACCCAAAUUUCUCUCGUUAUAACUAUCCUGCAAAAAUUGGUGGUGAUGAAGAACAAUACAAUGAACCACAAUUUUCCUUUCCCCACUGGGAUGACGAAGUACAGGCCUAUAAACCACUUCGUCGAAGAAGGGCUUCUUCACCUUUAACUUGCACUACUGAAGAUAUCGAAUAUUUUAACAAUAAAGCUACCUUAGCUAAUGAUACAAAGGCAGCAGCACCUUCAGAUAUUGAAGACGAUGAAAGCGAGAUAGUUUGUGAAGACAUUCAAAAAGAUAUAGAUUUAGCACGUAGGGAUCAAAAAACCGAUUACGAUCAAUUUCGAAAGACUUAUGCUACAUUUCAUGAUGAUAUACGUGCUCUACAACGAGAAAUUGAAGCAAUCGAAGCCGUUUGUAUGAAAAAUGGGUUGGAUUUAAAAAGCGACGGACAGACCAUAAAUGAUGACGGUAGUGAAAUUUGUUACAAUCCUACGGAAUCCGAUACUUGCAACUUCACUGGUUCUCUUAUGACAACUACAACUUAUGAAAUACAAGGAUGUGGUCGUUUAUAUUCGGCUACUGCUGCGGCUGCGGCCGCUCGUGGCACAAUCCCAAGGAAACGUAGUUCUCCUUCUAUAUUAUACAAGGACAAAGUAGCAAAACAGCAAGAAGAACAGCAAAAUAGAGAAAAUUUAUCGGGAAACUUUAAUGAUAAUAAUCGUAGGUGUUUAGGUAUAGAGGAUGGUUGGACACAAGAAAAAGUUCAUCAGAAUGAAUGGAUUCGUUGUUAA
Messenger RNA from Funneliformis mosseae, 825 nucleotides. The record is from the annotation of a GenBank genome assembly. Lineage: Eukaryota; Fungi; Glomeromycota; Glomeromycetes; Glomerales; Glomeraceae.